Pseudomassariella vexata is the source of this 308-nucleotide messenger RNA. RefSeq lists its product as uncharacterized. The record is from RefSeq and is a predicted model, not a curated record. The transcript has a single exon. Gene Ontology annotation, biological process: transmembrane transport. Lineage: Eukaryota; Fungi; Ascomycota; Sordariomycetes; Amphisphaeriales; Pseudomassariaceae. The annotation marks the transcript as partial.
GGUUGUUGCCACAUCUAUCCAAAUGUUCGCUGCAUAGCUUCAGGGAAAAUAUGUCAAGCAACAGCCGGCAUGAGCGAGAUUAGCACCGCAACUGAUUACAAGCCUGAUGUUGUCAGAAAGGUUCACUUCAUAUCGACCGACGUCCUCUUUAACGACAUUGCCGGGAUCAACCACAAGCUGGCAACCCUGGGAUCCAUGGUCUUGCCAAGUUUGCUAUCCAGGUGGCUCUGCACUUCAAGCUCAACGCCCGCAAGUUGCCAGACAACAUUUACGGAGGCUAUUUGGGCUUUGGUACAUAUCAACACGGC